This is a messenger RNA of Pyrus x bretschneideri (Chinese white pear), 1511 nucleotides long. Its product is annotated as B3 domain-containing protein Os01g0723500-like. Lineage: Eukaryota; Viridiplantae; Streptophyta; Magnoliopsida; Rosales; Rosaceae. The record is from RefSeq and is a predicted model, not a curated record. Bases 489 to 1355 code for a protein of 288 amino acids. The transcript is spliced from 5 exons. Gene Ontology annotation, molecular function: DNA binding.
UUUUUCACUCUCUCUUUUGUGUGUCUGUUUUUCUGCUUAUCUUCCUUAACUAGUCAAUAUUUGUGAAAAAUACUUGUGGAUUCGAAUCCAUCGGUGGCUAAUCUAAUAUCUAAUAUAACAAAAUAUAUCAUUUGACAAAAACAAAUAAAAUAUUGGUGAAAAAUACUGAACUAACAGGGGAGAAAAAUGGUAAAAAAAAAAAAAAAAAAAAAACUCAGAAAAAGUAACCAAUCAUGUUGUUAAGUAGAGUAAUUCAUGUUUGAAGUCAGUCUACAAAACCUCUACUUUGAUUUUGUUGAUAUCCGGGUCUUAAAGCAAAUUUAAACCAACGAUGAUCCCAACUCCUCAUCUAACCUUAUUUCUUGUUCUACUUGUUAAUUUAGUAGGAUAUUUUAGACAUUUUCCCAUGCUUUCAAACGUUAAAGAUUGGAAAUUUCGGUCCCAAGUUUUCGAAAUAUUAUCCAGUUUUUGUUUCCCUUGAUGGGAAGAUGAAAAAUGUCAAGAAAAAUCGACAGAGCAUCACUAUUGGUUCAACAACGGAGAAAAUGGCAAGAAUGUCCAAGGAGGAGAAGAAGCCUACCUUCUUUCAGAUUAUUUGCAAAGGUUUCAACACUGAAAAAUUGACUGUCCCGCGAAAGUUCUUGACACAUGUACUGAAGGAGCUGUCCGAGAGAGCAAUUUUGAAAUUGAAAGGUUCUUCAGAUUACUCAUGGACUGUCAAUGUGACUAAAACACCAAAAGGUGCGGUGCGUUUCAAUGGUGGCUGGCAGGAGUUCUUGAAGGAUAACUCCUUGGGUCACGGCGACUUUUUGGUGUUCACUUAUGAUGGAAAGAUGCAAUUCAGUAUAGAUAUAUUCGACAACACUGCGUGUCACAGAAUUGAUGACAAGAUCAACCCCAAUUCAAUCAGCUCUUCUGGUGACGAUUCGGUUCAAAACCUUUCAAGUUCCGAAUCCAGUGAGUUUGAUGAGAGUACAGAAGAGGAAGAAGAUGAAGAAGACGACAGUUGCAAGGACUCGGAAGCUACCUGCGAAGACAACGUAUCUGAGGAUUCAGAAGCUACUCAGACUGAAUCUUUCAAAUCUAACUUUCCUCAUUUUGAAUGUGUCAUCGGAGAAUCUGUGUUCGUCCCUUCAGCGUUCUCCAGGAAGCAUUUCCCCCAAGGGAAAAGUUUUGAGGUGAUCCUGAAAAAUGCAAAGGGAAAGAAAUGGGAAGUUAAAGCCUACCCUGCCAAUGGAUCGCACUUUUUGUCGAAAGGGUGGCCUGAAUUUGCAUCUGCUAAUAAGAUCAUUAUCGACAGUACUUGCAUAUUCGAGCUUUUGAGGGCUAACACAAUGAUGGUUCACAUUGUUUAGACAGAAUCAAUUAAGCUGUUAACAAUAUGGCAAUUUAAGUAGAGCAUGCUUUAAGUAGUGCACUUGGCUGUACUCGUAUUUUCUGAAUGCUGUAGUGGACGUUGGUUGUACUCUAAAUAGUUGUGUUUCAGACUAAUUAGUUUGAUGUUGGUGCAA